AUGGCCGUCAUCCUCGACUCCCUCCAGUUCGCCCUGGGCCGACUCCUCUAUCCCAUUCGCGGCCAUGACUCGCGCCAAAUCAUUCAUGACCCGGCAUUCAAAGACAUCCCCAAGCCCACCAUGUCCCUCGAGGCCACGGAAUGUGGUCCCUCUGGCUCGAAACUUCUCCCCCAUCACACUUGUCUAGCAGAAGAUCGCAUCGGUUGCUUGCCCAACCUGCGCUGGACGCCCCCCGAAUGCAACGAGGCCGUCAAGGAGUACCUCUUGAUCUGCGAGGACAUUGACCUUCCAAUUCCAUGUUUAGUCCUUCACCAUGGGCUGUUCUGGGGUAUUCCACCAUCAGCAAACACCGCAACCCCGGCGGAUAUCAGGGAAGAGGAGGGAGCUGCUAAGUCACGCCAAACGGCGGCCGGAUGGCGGUUCAUUCCAAACCUUCUAGGCACGGCAUACGGCGGAGCUGGGGCACCCUAUGGUCAUGGCAGUCAUCGCUAUGUCUAUACGAUUAUCGCACUGAAUGCCCGUCUUGAGUUCCAAUACCCUGAGAAGGUCACCAAGAACGACAUCAAGCGCGCCAUGGUCGGCAAGGUCAUCGGCUGGGGCCAGUGGAUCGGUACCUUUGAACGUACCUGGUCCUGA
Penicillium cataractarum is the source of this 636-nucleotide messenger RNA. Its product is annotated as YbhB/YbcL family Raf kinase inhibitor-like protein. The coding region runs from base 1 to 636 and encodes 211 amino acids. The transcript has a single exon. Lineage: Eukaryota; Fungi; Ascomycota; Eurotiomycetes; Eurotiales; Aspergillaceae. The record is from RefSeq and is a predicted model, not a curated record.